CAUAUUCCAACACGGGACUGGUGCACAGAUACACGCUGAACACUGAAGUGUGUGAGGAAGGGCCCCUAUCGGGCUUAUAGUAACGAGACUAUCACUGUUUACAUAGUGGAUUGCGUAAGAGUCUAAAAAGCACACUCAUAGUCUACACAAUACAGAAUAUAGCCGGACUCACACCUGUCAACAUGGACCGAGUUUACUGGAGAUUCGUAUUCACCUGCGUAUUGGCUUCUCUCAACCUUUCAUUAACGUCAGCGACACCGUGUGGGACGCUAAGUGCUACGCCUGAAAAGAAGCUUCUUACCUCGGAAGGGUAUCCUAUCAAAUAUGAACCUUCACAAUCAUGUUCGUGGACUAUUCAAGCAUCGGAUCCUUCCAAGAAUGUACUUCUAGAGAUAGUGGACAUGAUGGUUCAACCCUCAACUAAUUGUGUGGAUGAUUCAGUCAGCAUAUAUGACGGUAACUCGAACACUGCUUCUAAGCUUGACACGUUAUGCGGAGACAGCCGAGUGUUCUUAGCGUCAACUGGACAGAACCUAUUCAUUGAAUUUCGGUCCAACGAUAAUCUGGAGACAAGAGGCUUCCAGUUCCGAUACUACGAGGGAAGCCGAGCAACGCCCUGCUCCUUCACAUUAACGGCAACACGGGACGUGAAGACCUUCUACUCACCUGGCUUCCCCAUCGAAUAUUUCAACAAUUUAACCUGUCAGUAUUCAAUUCAAGUGGCAGAUGCAUCAGACAGCGUGCGGUUGGAGUUUACAGACGUUGACGUUCAAUCAGCUGAAUCUUGUCGUUAUGACAGCAUCGGCGUGACAAAUACAAUUUCAGGUGGCGAUGACCCAGUUGCCACUAUCUGCGGCACGGCGACCUCGCGUUAUCAAGGAGGAAAUAACAUGAAGGUCACAUUCAUAACGGAUGGGUCAAAGGUCAAUAAAGGAUUUUCGGCUGGAUAUCGGAGUGUGCCGAAGGAAGACUGUUCCAUGCAAGUGGAAGCAACAGAUACGGACUCUUUCAUCCUGUCGCCAGGGUACCCGACUCAGUACUUUAGUAACCUGAACUGCCGCUGGACAAUCGUUGCUAUGGACAACAAUGCUGUGGUGGAACUGGUUGCUGCCACCUCCAACAUCGCAGACACCUCCACAUCUUGCAGCAGCGACAGAGUGACAGUGAUGAACUCUAACACAGCAGAACUGGGGACAUUCUGUGGAACAAACACACCUACAUAUGAGAGUACCGGACCAAACAUGACUGUGAUCUUCACUACUGACGCAACAAACCAAGCAACAGGGUUUCGUCUGAAAUACAAACAGAAACAAGUCACACCUCCACCUUCAUCGUGUGGAGGGACAUUGACAGCUUCUGUUCGCGAACAACUACUUUCUCCAGGUUAUCCAAGAGCAUAUCUGAGAUCCCAACCAUGCACUUGGACAAUUACAGCCCUGAAUGAAAGCCUCGUCAAUCUGUAUGUCGACGACAUUGAUGUAGAAGCUGGUGAUCAGUGUCUGUUUGAUAGCCUCAAGAUAUACGACGGGGGUAGUUCUUCGAGUCCCCACCUGAAAACUUUGUGUGGACAAGUGAAAGGUUACAGGUUACAAAGUACAGGGAAUGUGAUGACCCUUGUCUUCACCACUGACGACUCCAAUAACGGCAGAGGGUUCGACCUCUCUUAUCAACAAACCUCAACUGAAUUAAAGUGCUCCGGAACACUUAAAGCUGCAAACACAUAUUCCUACAUCACCUCACCGCAGUACCCGAAUCCCUUCCCAGGUAAUGCAAGCUGUACGUCGUACAAAAUAGGUGGCGAAUAUGGCAUUGACUACAGAAUCAAGCUCGAAGUGCUGGAGUCAAAUCUCCCUGAACCAGUAAAUGGCGAGUGUACGAGCGACUACAUAACGGUACAUGAUGGCUGGCUGAGCGCUUCGAUACCACUCAAGUCCAUCAAUACCCAGAAGUCCCGCUUCUGUGGUAAGGAGCUGCCGACAUUUGUGAGCCCAGCCUUGUUGUUUGUCCAGUUCCACAGUACACAAGCAACAACAAGCAGCAACUUCCGGAUGCGAUAUCAACAAGGAAUAUUUGCCGAUGAAUUUGUGUCUCCCUGUGGCGGGACACUGACAGCAACGGAUGAUGUCCAGAACAUAACAUCACCGAAUUAUCCUGGCAAUUAUACAGGGUUCUUAAACUGUACGUGGACCAUUACAUCAGCGGAUAGCACCAAGAUGGUACGGCUAACCUCAAGAAACUUCCAACUGCUUAGGAGGCCAUAUCCUUAUGACUGUGACUCUGAUAUUACUUGGUUGAAGAUAUACGACGGUAACGUCAACAGCACUGACUACGCCUAUGAAUGUAGCAGCCAGGCUCUGAUGCAGCGUCAGAGCAGUCAAAACAUAAUGGCAGUGGCAUUUCGAGCAUUUGUUUUUCCCGAGCCUUCAAUCUUCAGUACAUUCAAACAGCAGAAAUGGUGCCGUGUGAUUAUGUAAAAGAUAUCGGCAAGUACGGUAUGCUAAAACUUCCUGGAAACGUACAAGGUCCAGUGAGAGGCGGUACCUGCUCAUGGUUGGUACGGAGCACAUCAAUGGAGAAAGGCAGGCACAUGAAACUGACGUUCAACUCGACUGCGUUAAUUAAAAGUCCUAAUUGCACGGAGGAUUUCAUAAGGGUA
Haliotis rubra (blacklip abalone) is the source of this 2656-nucleotide messenger RNA. RefSeq names its product cubilin-like. The transcript is spliced from 21 exons. Bases 183 to 2474 code for a protein of 763 amino acids. Lineage: Eukaryota; Metazoa; Mollusca; Gastropoda; Lepetellida; Haliotidae. The record is from RefSeq and is a predicted model, not a curated record.